CUGUGGAGGAUGCCGCUGAAGCGGUCGGACCCCCUGAGACUGACGACAGGCCGGAGCUCUGGACCCCGUGGACCGGGAGAGCACGGUGGACAGGUCUAGUCAUGGGAUGUGGAGUCUCAAAAUCCAACCUGUUCCAAAAGUCGGACUCUAAAGCCAUCAAGGCGGCGGUGCUGAUCCAGCACUGGUACCGGCAGUACGUGGCCCGCAUGGAGCUGAAGAGGCGCUACACCUGGCACAUCUUCCAGUCCCUGGAGUACUCUGGAGAGCAGGCCCAGAUCAAGCUAUAUAACUUCCUUGGUUACCUCAUGGACAACUUCACACCGUCGAGUAACGAACGGAACCUGAUCUCGCACUUCUUCCGGGAGAACGAGGUAUGCCGGGACAGCGAGUGGGAGCGGUUCUUCGACUACAAGAACAUCGACGUCCCAGAGAUCUACUCGGGGCCUCACCUCACCUUCCCACUCACCCUGGAGCAGGGCAGCGGCCUGGUCGACGCCUUCCGGAACAAGAGGCAGCUGCACUCCCGCUACGUCCUCCAGCUCCUGCUGGACACCUGGAGGCUGCUGCGCAAGUUCCCCAACAUCAGCCGUGUGUCCACCUGCCAGAGCAAAGAGAUCACCAUCUGUGGCGAUUUGCACGGGCAGCUGGAAGAUCUGCUGUUGAUAUUCUACAAGAACGGCAUGCCCUCCCACGAGCGGCCCUACGUCUUCAACGGGGACUUCGUGGACCGGGGAGACGACUCCAUCGAGGUCCUCCUCAUCCUCUUCUCCUUCCUGCUGCUGUACCCCAACGACGUGCACCUCAACCGGGGAAACCACGAGGACCACAUCGUCAACCUGAGGUAUGGUUUCACUAAGGAGGUCUUGACCAAAUACAAGAUGCACGGCAAGCGCAUCUUGAAGCUGCUGCAGAAGAUCUUCAGCUGGUUGCCCCUGGCGACGGUGAUCGACCAGAAGGUGCUGGUUCUGCACGGCGGCAUCUCGGACGCCACGGAUCUCAGCGUGCUCGCCCGCGUGGACCGCCACAAGUACGUGUCGGCCCUGCGCCCCCCUAAGAAGCGUCACCCCAGCGCGGCCAACGUGUCGGUGGACUACGAGGAGGAGGUGUGGAGCAGCGGGCGUCGCCGCUCCUCCGUGGCGCUGCCCCGCCCCCUGACCCGCGGGACCUUCCAGAACACCUCGCUGCCCGACUUCUCCGAGCGCGUCCGGCCGCCGGUGGGGGGGGCGGCGGAGCGGCGGGGGCGCCUGGCCCUCCAGGGCGCGCUCCUCGGGGGGUCCCAGCAGGCGCUGGGCGCGCCGGCCGGGGACCGGCCCGCCGCAGGCUCCGGGGAGAGCAGCGACCACUCGGAGGACGAGUGGAAGCAGAUCCUGGACCUGCUGUGGAGCGACCCCAUGACCCAGGACGGCUGCGUGCCCAACGAGGUGCGGGGGGGGGGCUGCUACUGGCCGGACGUCACCGACGACUUCCUGUCCCGACACAACAUGACCCUCAUCAUCCGAUCGCACGAGUGCAAACAGGAAGGCUACGAGUUCUGUCACAACCGCAAGGUGCUGACUCUGUUCUCCGCCUCAAACUACUACGACGUGGCCAGCAACCGGGGGGCCUACGUGAAGCUGGGCCCCGACCUGGUGCCCUACCUCAUCCAGUACCAGGCCAGCAGCAAGACCCGCGAGCUCACCGUCAGACAGAGAGUGGGCCAGACGGAGCACUCUGCCCUCCGCGUGCUCCGGAAGCAGCUGUUCUCCCACAAGUCGGACCUCAUCAGCGCCUUCCAGGACCUGGACAAGGAGAACACCGGCCUGGUGUCUCUGAAGGACUGGGCAGAGGCCGUGGAGGGCGUCAUGCACCUGGGGCUGCCCUGGAGGAUGCUGCGCUCCCAGCUCAUCUCCCGCCGGGCCAGCGACGGCGCCGUCGACUACCGGCAGUGGUUCACUGAGCUGGCCAUCCAGGAACCCAACAUGGAGCACAUCGAGAAGGGGUUACUGGAGAUGCUCUACCGCCACCGGUCCACCCUGGAGACCAUCUUCAGGAUCGUGGACACGGACAACUCAGGCGUCAUCAACAUGGAGGACUUCCGUCAGACGUGGAAGCUGCUCAGCAUCUACCUGAAGAUGGAGUUCACGGAGGAGGCCAUCUCGGACCUGGCGGUGGCCAUCGACACCAACGGCGACGGCUGCAUCGACAUCCAGGAGUUCAUGGAGGCCUUCCGGCUCAGCGACAAGAAGAGCCGUCUGGAGCGCGGCCGCAGCAUGUUCAUGGGGACCGCCCACGACCUGCAGCGCCCCGAGACCGUGGACCCCGACCUCUGACCCCCAAGAGGAGGGACCCCAGGGGAGAGGACCAGGGGACCCCGACCUGUGACCCCCAGGAGAGAGGAGGGGACCCCAGGAGAGAGGAGGGGACCCCAGGAGAGAGGAGGGGACCCCAGGAGAGAGGAGGGGACCCCAGGAGAGAGGAGGGGACCCCAGGAGAGAGGAGGGGACCCCAGGAGAGAGGAGGGGACCCCAGGAGAGAGGAGGGGACCCCAGGAGAGAGGAGGGACCCCAGGAGAGAGGAGGGGACCCCAGGAGAGAGGAGGGGACCCCAGGAGGGAGGAGAGGACUCCAGGAGAGAAGAGGGGACCCCAGGAGGGAGGAGGGGACCCCAGGAGAGAGGAGGG
Gadus macrocephalus (Pacific cod) is the source of this 2659-nucleotide messenger RNA. It is a transcript of the gene ppef2a, whose product is annotated as protein phosphatase with EF-hand domain 2a. Gene Ontology annotation, cellular component: cytosol; nucleus. Gene Ontology annotation, molecular function: iron ion binding; calcium ion binding; Hsp90 protein binding. The record is from RefSeq and is a predicted model, not a curated record. Lineage: Eukaryota; Metazoa; Chordata; Actinopteri; Gadiformes; Gadidae. Gene Ontology annotation, biological process: detection of stimulus involved in sensory perception; negative regulation of MAPK cascade.